This is a messenger RNA of Symbiodinium natans, 237 nucleotides long. The record is from the annotation of a GenBank genome assembly. Lineage: Eukaryota; Dinophyceae; Suessiales; Symbiodiniaceae.
AUGGUGGAAAAGGCAGGCAAGAGCCACGAUCUUAUGAGCAUCGGGCGUCAACUCAGCGAUGCCUCGAACAUCCCCAAGCCCCACUGCUCGGACAAGGCGCAGGAGCUCGUGGGCAAGAUCGAGGAGCUGAUCUUGCCCGCAGACUACGCGGCCAAGGUUGGAGCCAGGACGGACCUUCGGACCGAGUCGUUGCUUGGCUUGCGCAAACGAGAAAUUAGUGGCCUGGACUUGGUCUGA